This is a messenger RNA of Metarhizium album ARSEF 1941, 561 nucleotides long. RefSeq lists its product as uncharacterized. The coding region runs from base 1 to 561 and encodes 186 amino acids. The record is from RefSeq and is a predicted model, not a curated record. Lineage: Eukaryota; Fungi; Ascomycota; Sordariomycetes; Hypocreales; Clavicipitaceae. The transcript has a single exon.
AUGUCUCCCCGAACCCGACCAGCCCUGUUGCUCGUCGCCUUGGCAGUCCUGUCGAUAUCGUCGCUGCCCGCACGCGCAGAGCGAGACGCAGUCGUCCCAGACUCCCUCGAGCGGAUACGCCACGGGCCCGCGCUCCCUGCCAGUGCUACGGGGUUGAAAAGCGCCCGCCACCAAGACCAUCACAAAAGGGGGGACGAGCACGACGACAGUGAUGACCGUCAUCCACGUCCGGCGAGCAACGCAAACAAUCACGAACCACAUGGUCGUGACCCCCAGGGAGCUAGCCACGCUCAUGCUCCUCCUGCCGGAAAGCGAGAUGAGCCCCCUUCCGCGCCACCGGCCUACACCCCGAUCGUGACGCCGGCGCCCGACCAGGACGCCGCUCUGGCCAGCCAGGGCUACAAACAACUCACAUACUACGCAUGCAACACCGUUGCCGGCAGCGAGCACUGCGGCUGGCAUUUGCCCGUCGUCAAGGCCCAGGGGGUGAGGAGGGAUUCGGCCACCGUGUGGCUGGUUGUCGGGUGCUUGGCCGGCGUGUUUGCCCUGGGGUUGAUGUGA